GCGGGGGGCGGGGCCGGGGGCGGUGAGGGGAAGGCAAGAUGGCGGUGCAGGCCGUGCACCUGGAGGCGGACGCGUUCCUAGUGUGCCUGAACCACGCGCUCAGCACCGAGAAGGAGGAGGUCAUGGGGCUCUGCAUCGGAGAGGUGGACACCAGCAGGAUCGUCCACAUCCACUCUGUGAUCAUCCUGCGCCGCUCCGACAAGAGGAAGGACCGCGUGGAGAUCUCCCCGGAGCAGCUCUCAGCUGCCUCCACCGAAGCAGAGAGGUUGGCUGAGAUGACAGGACGUCCCAUGAGGGUGGUGGGCUGGUACCACUCCCACCCCCACAUCACUGUCUGGCCCUCACACGUGGAUGUCCGUACACAGGCCAUGUAUCAGAUGAUGGACCAAGGCUUUGUAGGGCUGAUCUUCUCCUGCUUCAUCGAGGACAAGAACACCAAGACAGGCAGGAUUCUCUAUACCUGUUUCCAGUCUAUUCAGGCCCAGAAGAGCUCAGAGUAUGAAAGGAUCGAAAUUCCUGUUCAUGUUGUCCCCCAUGAAACCAUUGGGAAAGUGUGUCUGGAAUCAGCUGUGGAGCUGCCCAAGAUCCUUUGCCAAGAAGAGCAAGAUGCCUACAGGAGAAUUCACAGCCUCACCCAUCUGGACUCGGUAACCAAGAUCCAUAAUGGCUCAGUGUUCACAAAGAACCUCUGCAGCCAGAUGUCUGCCAUCAGUGGGCCCCUCCUGCAGUGGCUGGAGGACAGACUGGAGCAGAACAAACAGCGGGUGCAGGAGCUGCAGCAGGAGAAAGAGCAGCUCCUGGAGGAACUCGCUGCUUUAGAGUGAGGAGGAAAUGCAGACCCUUCAGAAAAGAGAC
Molecule: messenger RNA, 855 nt
Organism: Neopelma chrysocephalum (saffron-crested tyrant-manakin)
Lineage: Eukaryota; Metazoa; Chordata; Aves; Passeriformes; Pipridae
Gene: BRCC3
Product: BRCA1/BRCA2-containing complex subunit 3
Exons: 8
Coding region: 39-824 (261 amino acids)
Biological process (GO): double-strand break repair
Cellular component (GO): BRCA1-A complex; BRISC complex
Molecular function (GO): metallopeptidase activity; polyubiquitin modification-dependent protein binding; cysteine-type deubiquitinase activity
Source: RefSeq, a predicted model, not a curated record